Molecule: messenger RNA, 405 nt
Organism: Nematostella vectensis (starlet sea anemone)
Lineage: Eukaryota; Metazoa; Cnidaria; Anthozoa; Actiniaria; Edwardsiidae
Product: probable NADH dehydrogenase [ubiquinone] 1 alpha subcomplex subunit 12
Exons: 1
Coding region: 1-405 (134 amino acids)
Biological process (GO): response to oxidative stress; mitochondrial respiratory chain complex I assembly
Cellular component (GO): membrane
Source: RefSeq, a predicted model, not a curated record
AUGUCGAAGAUUCAACAGUCUUUGAAGUUUGUGAAGGAAAUAGGCGGCGUCAAAGGUGCAUUUUGGCGUUUCAUGCGAGAAAACACAGCCCGCAUUGGAGUCUUUGUUGGAGAGGAUAAAUAUGGUAACAAAUAUUAUGAGAACAACAAGUAUUUAUUUGGAAGAAAUCGGUUUGUGGAAUAUCCAUAUGCUGGACGGAUGGAGUACCAUGCUACACAAGUCCCCCCUGAAUGGCAUCGCUGGUUGCACAACAUGACCGAUGACCCCCCUUCCAAGGUGCCCCCAGUACCGAGAAAGUUUUUUUUGGAUCAUGAGACAAGCAAGACGGGAACGGAUGAGAAAUAUGUGCCAUACAGUACCACAAGACCAAAAAUUGAGAGUUGGACUCCACCAAAAGCCAAGUAG